Messenger RNA from Pochonia chlamydosporia 170, 1482 nucleotides. Its product is annotated as homoserine O-acetyltransferase. The coding region runs from base 1 to 1482 and encodes 493 amino acids. The record is from RefSeq and is a predicted model, not a curated record. The transcript has 3 exons. Gene Ontology annotation, molecular function: homoserine O-acetyltransferase activity. NCBI's taxonomy places the organism in Eukaryota, Fungi, Ascomycota, Sordariomycetes, Hypocreales, Clavicipitaceae. Gene Ontology annotation, biological process: L-homoserine metabolic process.
AUGGCCCAAGAGGAGCCUGCAAAUGGCAGCUCAAGAGCAGUUUAUGAAAGAACGCAGUCGCAACCUGAGAAUCCCUUUGCUACCUUGAUACCGGAUCAACAGAUAGCAAUUAUUCCACAAUUUACUCUGGAAUCCGGCAUCACCCUUCACAAUGUCCCGGUAGCUUACACAACACGAGGAAAGCUCAAUGACACUGGCGAUAAUGCCAUGGUUAUAUGCCACGCUCUCACAGGCAGUGCCGAUGUGAGCGACUGGUGGGGGCCUUUGCUUGGAGGCCCAGGACGAGUAUUUGAUACUUCGAGAUUCUUCAUAGUUUGUAUGAACAGUCUGGGCAGUCCAUAUGGUACCGCCAGUCCUGUAACAGCGAAGGAUGGUGACGUGUCCAAGGGCAACUAUGGGCCAGAAUUCCCACUUACAACCAUCCGUGACGAUGUUAAUCUGCACAAGCUCCUUUUGGAUGAAUUAGGGGUGAAGCAAAUUGCUGCUGUCAUCGGCGGGUCCUUGGGAGGCAUGUUUGUUCUAGAAUGGGCCUAUUUUGGCAAGGACUAUAUUCGAUGCAUUGUGCCUAUCGCCACGUCCAGCCGACACAGUGCAUGGGGUAUCAGUUGGGGCGAAGCACAACGACAAAGCAUCUACGCCGACCCCAAAUACGACGAUGGAUAUUAUCCCUUUGACGACCCUCCAGCGACCGGGCUAGGCGCAGCUCGCAUGGCUGCAUUGCUGACAUAUCGAAGCCGCAACUCUUUUGAAUCCCGAUUCGGGCGCAACAUCCCUGAUCCAUCCAAAGUUCAAACCAUUCGCGAGCGACCGAGACCAAGUACUCCCUCAGAAGCGCAUUUUCAUAUUCACAACGAUGGACACAACAUCAAGCGGACGAGCAUCUCGCGUCAGGCCAGUGGGUCACCGAGUAGCAAACCUGCCACGCCUCCCCCAACAGAGUCACUGGACCCCCAGUUCCAUGGGCCGCAGAGAAAUGGGGGCGAGGGCAACGAGAGUCUGACGGGGGGAGAGAACCUGCCGCAGUCAAAGUACUUCUCAGCACAGUCGUACCUACGGUAUCAGGGCACCAAGUUCGUCAAACGAUUCGACAGUAACUGCUACAUUGCCAUGACUCGCAAGCUCGACACUCACGACGUAUCGAGAGGUCGGACAAACACUAUCGGGGAAGCUUUGGCUUUGAUUGAGCAACCAACGCUGGUUCUUGGCAUUGAAAGCGACGGUUUAUUCACUUUUGCUGAGCAAGAAGAGAUUGCUGAGCAUGUCAAGUACGCUCGACUCGAAAGAAUUGAGAGUCCUGAAGGCCACGACGCCUUCCUCUUGCAGUUUGAGCAGGUGAACAAGUACAUCUUGGGAUUUCUCAAAGAAGUUCUCCCUGAUAUUAUGAACAAGGAGGGUACUGCACCAGAGGAAGCUGGCGUAGGCGAGUUGACAAAGUCUAGUACAUUUGGAGAGGCAGAAGUGGAAGACAUAACGGCGUGGUAG